Molecule: messenger RNA, 3064 nt
Organism: Candoia aspera
Lineage: Eukaryota; Metazoa; Chordata; Lepidosauria; Squamata; Candoiidae
Gene: ANKEF1
Product: ankyrin repeat and EF-hand domain containing 1
Exons: 9
Coding region: 18-2438 (806 amino acids)
Molecular function (GO): protein binding; calcium ion binding
Source: RefSeq, a predicted model, not a curated record
UCCUCAGGGUAUUGAAAAUGUCUUUGGCUGACAAGAGGCUUGAGAACCUCCAGAUCUAUAAAGUUCUUCAGUGUGUUCGCCAGAAGGACAAGAAACAGAUUGAAAAGCUCACCAAGCUUGGAUACCCUGAACUCAUCAAUUUCACUGAGCCAGAAAAUGGAGACAGUGCCCUUCACUUGGCCUGUGUGGCCAACGACGUUGACAUGUGCAACUUUCUUUUAGAGCUUGGAGCUCACCCUGAUGUCCAAGAUCGAAUGGGGCGCACUCCCGUGAUGAAAGCAGCAGAACUUGGCCAUGACUUGGCCUUGGAUGUACUAGUCCAGGCUGAGGCAGAUAUGACAAUAGUUGAUGCAGAAGGAAAAGGAGUGCUAUAUUAUUGCAUUCUGCCCACCAAACGGCACUUCCGCUGUGUUCAGAUGGUCCUCGAAUUUGGAGCGGAUGUUAACAACUGUACUUUUGAGGGGAAGCCAGUUUUCGUACAAGCCUGUGAGCAAGCGCAUGAGGUCAAAGAGAUAUGUAUGAAAUUUUUGGAAAGAGGAGCAGACCCCAAUGCAACAAACCCAGCAACAGGCCGCACUGCCCUGAUGGAAGCAGCAAGAGAAGGGGUUUUAGAUGUGGUCCGGGGUAUCCUGGAGAGAGGUGGGAAUGUUAAUGUUUUUGACAACGAGCGACACCAUGCUGCCCAUUUUGCUGCCAAAGGAGGUUUUUUUGAGAUCUUGAAGAUUAUUUCUGCUUACAAUGGAGACGUGGGCCUUAUAGCCAUGAAUGGAAAUACACCACUUCAUUAUGCUGCUGCUGGGGGGUUUGCAGAGUGCUGCAAGUUUAUUGGUCAAAGAGGCUGUGAUCCUACUUGGAGAAACUUAGAGAAGAAGGUACCAAGACAGGUCGCUAAAGAUGGUGGGUUUAAAGCAGCAGCAAAGGAGAUACGUAAAAUUGAGCGGCGAUUUGCCAAAUUUGCCAAACCUAAACCUGGAGUAAAGGACCCCAAUCCAUCCUGGGCUGUCAGGUUGCACGAUUGGUCUGGAGAACAUCAGGCAAUGCUUCGUGAAAUAUUUGAGACAUAUGAUCGAGGUGAUGGGACUGUGAGCAAGGAAGAUUUUGUAUCCGUUAUUGAGGAGAGGUAUCCAUUUAUUGAGCUAGAGCAAAUACAAACAAUAGCUCAGGCUCAUGAGAAAACACGUGCUGGAGGAGUUAACAUUGAAGAAUUUCUGAAGGGCAACCGGUACUUGCAGAAGGCCUUCCUCCUUGGAACUUAUGGUCCAAAGAAGAAGAAGCCCAAGAAAGCAAAAGGCAAAAAAGGAAAAUUUACCAUGCCAAUGCCAAUCUGUAUUAUUCCAGAGAGCUCUCGCUCUCGUCGUACAGACGGGGGUCCACCAGAAUAUAUGAUUGAAACUUACCAGAAUGUGACUGACUGCAAUCGAUUCAAUCGGGACCACCCUCCAGAACAUCCAAUACAGGAUGAUUCCUGGUGGUAUGUUGAUGACCCACCGAGGACCUAUGCCAACAUCAACUAUCUUGCCAAAGAGGGGGACCUUUCAUCUAUAAAAAAAGCACUGGAGGCAGGGGUGCCGGUAGACAUCAGAGACCAUUUCUAUAAAACUCCACUGAUGGCUGCCUGUGCAAGUGGCAACAUUGAAACAGUACAGUUCCUUCUCGAAAAGGGGGCGAGUGUGAAUGCCACAGACAAUUUCAUGUGGACUCCUCUCCAUCAUGCAUGCCAUGCAGGGCAGCAGGACAUUGCUGAACUCCUUGUAAAAUCUGGUGCAGGACUAGAUGCUGUUUCAAUCAAUGAUGGAACUCCAUUGAUGAGAGGUAUUGAAAGCAGCCGUUUGGACACUGUGCAGUAUUUAAUCAACAGUGGUGCUAAGGCACAGAUGGCAAACCGAAGAGGACAAAAUGCACUGGAAAUUGCCAGGGCCUAUGCAGACAACCGGCUGAUCCACUUCAUUCAAGACACCCUGGAUCGCUUGCCACCAGCACCGGAAAGCAAAGGGGAUAAGCAGAAAGGGAAAAAGGGGGGCAAGCCUAAAGCCCCUACACCUGCUCCUGCUCCAGCAGGACCUCCAGCUCAGGCUCCAGCUGCUCCCAAGGCAAAGUCUGAAGAUCAGUCAAAGGAGUCUGUGAAAGAGGAGAUGGUACAAACCCCUGACUCUGUUAUUGAGAAAUCACUCUUUGAGGAGAAGAAGGGAUUCCUCAAAGAUAAUGUUGUUCAUUUGAAUUCCCUGAUAACCAGAGGAGCUACAAGGAAACUUAAUAUCACUUUCACACCACAGAGAACUUGGAGUCCUGAAGCAACAACAAAAGAUCUUCUCAAAAAGAGGGAGUUGCGUCGGCAGCGUUUUACUUAUGAGGUGGACUUUGAUGAUUUCAUGAUGCCAUUUAAGAAGAAUCUCAUGGAGAAAGUCCGCACACUGCAACAGAGCGCUGCCUUGCAGUAAUCACAGUGUGAUUUCUGCAUGGAUGUUCAGAAAGUGGGGGACCCCACUCUCGGGAAAAAUGCUUUUGAGAGGCCUAAAUCAUGUUUUUUCUAAUUAUGAUAAAAGUUUUAUUUCUUUCUUAGUUUGGGCACAGUGCAUCUUAAACCAGAGAAGUUUUUGUGCCUUGCCUAAAAGUUGGAAAAUAAUCCAUCUUUUCCUGCUAUAUGCUGCGCAGAAACCUAUCGGAUUGGGGUUGCAUAUAAGCCCCAAUAAAUAAUGAAUUGGCCUCUCCCGUUUAAUCAGAUCUUAUCCAUCCCAUUGCUUAGAAAAGAGAUUCUAUCCUGCUGUGGAAACUUGAAGCUAAUUAUUUCUUGGUGCUAUACAUCUGAGUGGUACUGAGUAAGGUGUCUGAUAGUUUAAAUGUAGGGCAUCUGAAGGAUUUGUGCAAAUCCACUGAAUUUUCUCCUGAGAUUCAUGCCCUGAAAGAAUGCAGUAUAGGUCUUUGUUCUGUAAAGGUACAUUUAGGGCAGGAAGGUGCUUAGUUUAACAAUGCAGGACAGAGAUUAAGACUUCAUGGUUGUGGUUUUGACCAUGCCCCUGCUCCAGAUAGUUGUAAAAAAAAUAAAAAUAAAGGAGAAGAUGUUACA